Molecule: messenger RNA, 1165 nt
Organism: Bubalus bubalis (water buffalo)
Lineage: Eukaryota; Metazoa; Chordata; Mammalia; Artiodactyla; Bovidae
Gene: NCR3
Product: natural cytotoxicity triggering receptor 3
Exons: 6
Coding region: 457-1098 (213 amino acids)
Biological process (GO): natural killer cell activation; immune response-activating cell surface receptor signaling pathway; positive regulation of natural killer cell mediated cytotoxicity
Source: RefSeq, a predicted model, not a curated record
GCGCUAGGGCGCCGAUUGGCUGAAGAGGCAGGCUCCCGGCGUCAGCCGUUGAGACGUGCAGAGGGGGCGGGAAUGCGGUGCCGGUCGGCCAGGGUGUUGGGACGCAGAAUUUGCACGACGACUAGAGGGAGAAAGAGGCGGAGCGUGCGUAGUGCGUUCGUGGAAAGAUGGGAACGGAGAGACGUAGAGACGCCAAGAGUGGAAGGAAACGAGGCUAGGCCUAUAGUACUAUCCGCAAAGGAGAUAGAGCUAGAAGACUGGGCGGAAGGGAUUAGCUGCCGGAGGGCGGAGCUUACGUAACCAGGGAAGAGCUCCAACUCACGCUUACCUUCGCGAGAGGUGAAAGCAUGAGGGGGCGGGGACCUUCAUUUAUUAAAUCACGUCAUGCAAAUAAGGUAGAUUGACAGGCCAAUCCAAGAGUCCAGGGGAGUGCAUCACGGAACAGAGGCAUUCUCAAUGCAGAUAUCACCGUCAGCAGCAUCCUCUUUCCUCAGGGAAGGAUGCGUUCGAUGCCUGAGGUCCCAGGGAAUUAAGGUCCUUGGAACACCCUCCGACAUGGCCCAGAUGCUGUUGUUCAUCUUUAUCAUCAUCCGUCCAGGAUCUUGUGUUCUCUGGGUGUCCCAGGCCCCUGAAAUCCGUACCCAGGAGGGGUCCCCCGCCUUCCUGCCCUGUUCCUUCAAUGCCAGCCAAGGGAGUUUGGCCAUUGGUUCUGUCACAUGGUACCGGGACAAAGUGGCCCCAGGGAUGGAGGUGAGGAAUGAGACCGCAGAGUUCCAGGGCCGCCUGGCCCCUCUCCCCUCCUCCCGCUUCCUCUGUGACCACCAGGCUGAGCUGCACAUCUGGGACACUCGAGGCCAUGACACCGGAGUCUACGUGUGCAGGGUGGAGGUGCUGGGCCUGGGUGUCGGAACAGGGAAUGGGACCCUGCUGGUGGUGGAGGAAGGACCUCCUCAGCUAGCGGCUGGCACAGUCCUCCUCCUUCGGGCUGGAUUCUAUGCCUUCAGCUUUCUCUCAGUGGCUAUGGGCAGCAGCAUGUAUUACCAGGGCAAAUACCACUGUCACAAGGGAACGCCCUGUCACUCCUUGGAUGGCCUCUGAUGAGUGAUUCCAGACCCCAGUGAUCCCAAGUUCUUCAAGAGACCCUAAUAAAUUCCUCUCUACCCCA